Molecule: messenger RNA, 582 nt
Organism: Ceratina calcarata
Lineage: Eukaryota; Metazoa; Arthropoda; Insecta; Hymenoptera; Apidae
Product: U6 snRNA-associated Sm-like protein LSm4
Exons: 5
Coding region: 104-523 (139 amino acids)
Biological process (GO): mRNA splicing, via spliceosome; nuclear-transcribed mRNA catabolic process
Molecular function (GO): RNA binding
Source: RefSeq, a predicted model, not a curated record
GUCUUCCGUCUUACCUCUCGAUACAGUCUUUGUUACAAAUUGUAAAUGAACUGCUUGCAACUGCUUGUUUUGAUGCCGUGAAUACACAUCGAAGUAUUGAAACAUGCUACCUCUAUCAUUGUUAAGAACAGCCCAGAAUCAUCCUAUGCUAGUUGAAUUAAAAAAUGGAGAAACCUAUAACGGACACUUGGUUAGCUGUGAUAGCUGGAUGAAUAUCAAUCUCAGGGAAGUUAUAUGUACAUCCAGGGAUGGAGAUAAAUUUUGGAGAAUGCCAGAAUGUUACAUUCGUGGUAGUACAAUUAAGUAUUUACGAAUCCCUGACGAAGUUAUAGACAUGGUAAAAGAGGAUGUACAAAUGAAGUCCAGAGGACGUGGAGAGAUGAAAGGGAGAGGACAAAAUCAGCGAGGCCGUGGUAGCGGAAGAGGUACUUUUGGUCGUGGUGGAAGAGGUCCAACGGCUCUUGGACGAGGUGGUGGUAAUCAAGGAGGAAACAAAUCGCAAAAUAAAGCUAGGAUGAAAUAAGAUUUGUUUUAGAUUGUACAGUAAGAUAUUUAUGGAAGAAAUAAAUAUAACUAAAUACA